UGCUCCGGCCCCCGCUCCUCCGCCCCAACCCGCCUGGGCCAGAUUGAGAGCGGGCCAAGCCGAGGAGCAUGGAGCCUUGCCGGUGGUUGCCCGGGCUGAUCCUGGUUGUGAUUGUCACCCAGGGUGUGGACUCCGCAGAUGGCAAGCAGGACAACGUGAAAGUGGAGGAGAUAGAGGACCAGUUGCAGGUGAUCUGCAAUUCCACAGCGUUCUCCUUGCUGACCCAUCCGGGGGCUGAAUGGGACAGAACAGUGAACGAGUCGAAGAUCAUGAUCCCGAAAAUCACGGAUCCCCGCCUCGUGAUCAAGUGUCUUUCGGAGAAGCCUGCGUUCUUGCACGUGCACUUACGAAUGUGUCAAAACUGCAUCGAGGUGGACCCGGCCACCCUGGUGGGGAUCAUCAUGGGCGACAUCCUGGCCACUGGGCUACUGGCCCUCGGAGUCUUCUGCAUGGCCCGACACGAAGGGAGACCACUGUCCACCGCCUCUGAUCCGAGGAGUCUGAUGGCCAACGAUCAGCUCUAUCAGCCUCUCCGAGACCGGGACGACGGCCAGUACAGCCACAUCGGAGGCAACCGGCCCCGGAAGAAGUGAAACCUCGAACUCGGGUCCUCCAUCUCUCCCCUCCCUCCGUGGUCAAUAAAGUCUCUUCCGC
Molecule: messenger RNA, 654 nt
Organism: Tachyglossus aculeatus (Australian echidna)
Lineage: Eukaryota; Metazoa; Chordata; Mammalia; Monotremata; Tachyglossidae
Gene: CD3D
Product: CD3d molecule
Exons: 6
Coding region: 69-593 (174 amino acids)
Biological process (GO): positive thymic T cell selection; cell surface receptor signaling pathway
Cellular component (GO): membrane; alpha-beta T cell receptor complex; external side of plasma membrane
Molecular function (GO): transmembrane signaling receptor activity
Source: RefSeq, a predicted model, not a curated record